AUGUGUAGAAGUUUCGUAGUCCUAAUCUGCUUUUUAGCAGCGGUUGAAACAGUUUGGUCAUCGGCUGAUCCAAGAGGGACGAACAGAUUGCACGGUGAGACGCGGAAUGAGCAGGAUGAACGAGUCCACUUUCGUGGCCGCACAAAGCAAACAUCGAAAGGACAAUCGAAGGACAAAGACAACUCUUUGAACCUUGGAAACAUCCUUUUCGAUCGGGAACAACUCAAAAAGUACGUCCUUGAUUAUUUGUGGAAACAUCACGAGCGCGAUCCGGAAACAGACACAACAAUGAACAAGGAGGAGGGAACAUUCAGUCAAACUGAUAAAAUACAAUUUGGUAACCAUCACAACAGGUUGGAACUAAGCGCAUCAAGCACAAAAUCAAAACAAAGGCGCGUGAAAAAUGAUAAUCGCCAGGAACACAUAAGUAAAAAAUCAUUUCAUCAACACCAAAGUCAUACAACACCUAAGCAACGAACGUCAUCAUCAGGACAAACGCGGUUUCAUUCAUAUCAACGAGAUCACCCAAAGCACUGGUUGUCCAAAAAGUUUCACUUGCCUGUCUAUUACAGUGUCAAGGAAGUUAAUGGAAAGGAAAACUUUAUUUUGGACCAUCCAUUAUCUUCUGAUUCUAAAUCAAGGAAAAGGAAAUCAAAACUAGGAGGAAAGGAGUCGAGAUAUAUUGAUGGUCUGACUGGUGGCAAAGGAAAUAAAGUCGCAAGAACAUUGCACAGCCAUAAGGCUGAAAAGAGGGAAAAUUCUCUCUCAGAAAGAUCAGUUACACAUUCAUUCCCACGCUCUCCAACACAUAGGAAAGCGACUGUACAGAAAAAUAAGAGUCACAAAAGCGGACGAUCACAUCACAAAGGAACUAAACUUAAACACCAUUUAAAUGAUCAAAAAGAGGGAAAGAAUGGUUUGAGACAUGAGAAAUCUAGGAAAUCCAAGAAAUCUAAUAAAAGAGAUUUUAUUGCAAUACUCCCACCAAAGGAUGUAAAGAUUGAGGGCUUUAAUGUAGAGAGAGUUCAUUCUCAUUCAUCUCAUGAGAAACGGAAAACAGUUGGACCUAAAAUCAAAAGAGUGAGGCAUUUGAAAUCGCAAAAAAACCUGGAGGUGACAUCUGUGGCAAAGGACGUUAUUAUUAGGAAAAGUAGCUCCUCAGUGAAACUUAGUAAUAGGAAGCACGGCCGUAAAGUUGCAAAGAUAUCACACAGGAUUGAUCAUCAUGAUGCUAAGGUUACAAAAAGAAAGGAAUCGCAUUCCAGGAAAGUGACCAAGGAAACCAAGAAAAAAAGAAGAAAGAGCCAUUUCCAUAAAAGCUCUAAGGAAUAUAAAGCCAUUAGGAAAAGUUUUGUUGGCCCCCCUGCAUCUAAAAGUCACCCACAUCUUAACAAAGAUAAAAAGUACCAUCACAAACGUGAAAAAUCAAUUGAGCAUAACGAGAAAACUUCAAACGGUCAUAAAAGACACAAAACAGCUAAAAGUAAAGACUCUAAGUCGAUGAAAUUUUCUCCUUCUUGGAAAUCUCUCGACAGAAGAAAAAUUCCAUCUUGGUACGACGAGGCCAAGUUUGGAAUAUUUGUACACUGGGGUUUGUAUUCGGUUCCAAGCUUUGAUAAUGAAUGGUUCUGGUACAACUGGAAGUCGUUAAAGAAGAAGAAAUAUGUGGAUUUUGUUGAGAAAAAUUAUCCUCCGGGAUUCAGCUACAACCAGUUUGCCCCAAUGUUCAAGGCAGAAUUUUUUGAUGCCAAUAAAUGGGCCAAACUGGUGGCCCGAUCAGGGGCAAGGUACUUUGUGUUUACCAGCAAACACCACGAAGGCUACACAAAUUGGAACUCGAGCGCGGCCUGGAACUGGAACUCAGUCGAUGUUGGACCUCAUAGAAAUAUUGUUGAUGAGCUUGCAAGAGCUUUUCGUAAUCUGGAGGACCCGCAUAUAAAGUUUGGUUUGUACUACUCGUUAUUUGAGUGGUUUAAUCCUCGCUUCUUAAAAGACAAAGCCAAUGACUUCAAAACGGAUGGAUAUGUUCAGGCUGUUGUUAAGCCUCAGUUGUACAACCUUAUCAAUACCUACAAACCUGAUUACCUAUGGUCUGACGGAGAUUCGGCAGCAAAUGCAUCAUAUUGGAGAAGUGAGGAAUUCCUAGCGUGGCUCUUUAAUGAAAGUCCAGUUAAAGACACUGUUGUAGUAAAUGACAGGUGGGGGCGUGGUUGCCGAUGUCGUCAUGGAGGCGUUUACACUGGGCAGGACAGGUAUAACCCUGGCAAACUCCAGAAGAUGAAGUGGGAGAAUGCUAUGACAAUAGAUCGUCGUUCCUGGGGAUUUCGACGAGAAGCAAACCUGAAAGACUACCUCAGUAUUGAAGAGUUGAUAAAACAGCUGGUCUCUACUGUCAGCUGCGGCGGCAACCUGCUCAUGAAUGUUGGACCAGCAUCAGAUGGUACGAUUGCGCCGAUUUUUCAGGAGCGUCUCACUCAGAUGGGAGAUUGGUUAAAAGUGAAUGGCCACGCUAUUUACAAAACCAAACCAUGGCGAGCUCAAAAUGAUUCGGCUAACGGCGAUGUUUGGUACACAUCCAAAGGAAGCCACGUUUAUGCUAUUGCACUAAAAUGGCCAACAUCUGGUAAACUGGUUCUUGGAGAUCCUAUUUUCACACCUGACGAAACACAGGUCAGAAUGCUGGGAACAGAAAACGAUCUCAAAUGGAAGCAUGGAUCAAAACACAAGAGUGGAAAACGCAAAAUAGAGAUACAUGUUCCAGUUAUUCCUUUGUCAGAGCUCCCCUGUUUGUGGGCGUGGGUUUUUAAACUAUCAAACGUAAGGUGAUUUGAUUUCAAUGCCAAGCUAAAGCUGGUUUCAUGAGCAAUCAUGGAGUAAAGUAAUCAUUUUCUGUUUCAAUUGAUCAUCAGUGAGCUUACGUGGCUGAAAACCUGUAUAUAGCCCUCGUGUUAAUGUAAAGGAACCAUAAACAUCCGGCUGUUUUAAUUCGCCAAAAAUUAAAGAAAAUAUGAACGCUACGGAAUACUCACAAAGAAUUCAUGCAUUGA
Molecule: messenger RNA, 3047 nt
Organism: Pocillopora verrucosa
Lineage: Eukaryota; Metazoa; Cnidaria; Anthozoa; Scleractinia; Pocilloporidae
Product: alpha-L-fucosidase-like
Biological process (GO): glycoside catabolic process; fucose metabolic process
Cellular component (GO): lysosome
Molecular function (GO): alpha-L-fucosidase activity
Source: RefSeq, a predicted model, not a curated record